UCACACCUAUUCUACGGUCGGUGUGAAAAAAGUGUACUUUUUGUCAAAACGAACAAACCUAAUUUAUAUAUCUGUGGCUGUAAACGUUAUCAUUAUACGUUAUCAUUUAUCCGGCCGGAUAAGAUGUGAUAAGAAUUGUGAAGCGCAUAAAAUCAUAAUAUUGUGUGUAUUAUGUGCAGAUAUCUGUAAUAUUAUAUGGUUAAAUUUUUGCAUUAAUAAAACGUUUAGAAAUAAUAUAACAGCUUUACUCACAUCGUUUAAUCGUAAUAAGCACUAUUUUUACUACAAUGUUAAGUAUAAUCAAACAAUCAAUAAGCUAUGCUAAUAUUUGUGGAUCACAAACUACUACAUUUGUACGCAGUCUGAAAUCGUGGCCAGGUGGAAUAAAAUAUCCAGGAUUUACUUAUUAUCCGAGAAAAGGUGAAAAAGAUCCACCAUAUGAACCAACAAAACUGUUAAUGGUUCAAAGAACGAAAUCAUACAUGUAUAAUCCGUAUUGGCAAAAGAAAAUUUUGACUGAUUUAGGAUUAGAUCACAAGUCGAGUGAUAUCGCUAUCGUUAAAAAUACACCAGAGAUGUGUGCUCGUUUAUGGAAAGUUAAACAUCUCAUCAAAAUCUUACCUCUCCAAACUCCCGAUGGACUACCUAAAGAUGGAGAUUAUUGGGGUACUUAUUUGGGCACCGAUGGAGUAUUUAGAGUAUCACAGCGUUUCCGCCCAGACCCUAAACAACUAGAAGCUACUGACAAUUUUGAAACACUCGAAAAACGAGUUGAUCGAGAAACCGUUGAAAGACAAUGUAAUCUUAAAUGGUUAAACCCUUGGUCUUCCAUUGUGUAAUUGGCAAUUUGAUUUUUUAAAAAUCACGUGUAGAAUAUUUUCUUAAAUGUUUAUGUUGUUUAUUUUACUAUUUGUACACAAGUUCAAAAAAUAUAAUAAUAGUGAUAUUAAUAAAUAACAAAAUCUAAAUUAUUUAUAAACAAUAAAUUUAUAAAAGACAAAU
Molecule: messenger RNA, 1002 nt
Organism: Adelges cooleyi (spruce gall adelgid)
Lineage: Eukaryota; Metazoa; Arthropoda; Insecta; Hemiptera; Adelgidae
Gene: mRpL30
Product: 39S ribosomal protein L30, mitochondrial
Exons: 3
Coding region: 288-839 (183 amino acids)
Biological process (GO): translation
Cellular component (GO): mitochondrion; large ribosomal subunit
Molecular function (GO): structural constituent of ribosome
Source: RefSeq, a predicted model, not a curated record